Messenger RNA from Cebus imitator (Panamanian white-faced capuchin), 2760 nucleotides. RefSeq names its product leucine rich repeats and calponin homology domain containing 3 (gene LRCH3). The coding region runs from base 5 to 2224 and encodes 739 amino acids. The transcript has 20 exons. Gene Ontology annotation, molecular function: protein binding. The record is from RefSeq and is a predicted model, not a curated record. Lineage: Eukaryota; Metazoa; Chordata; Mammalia; Primates; Cebidae.
GCGCAUGCGCCGAGCCGGCAACCCCGGCGUCGGCGGCGGGGAAAUGGCGGCCGCGGGCUUGGUCGCUGUGGCAGCGGCUGCCGAGUACUCCGGCCCGGCCGCGUCGGGAGGAAACCUGCCUGGCGUUCACUGCGGCUCCGGCUCCGGGGCCGGCCCUGGGUCUGGCCCGGGCUCAUGGAGCCGCUCUCUCGACCGAGCCUUGGAGGAGGCGGCGGUCACCGGGGUGCUGAGCCUGAGCGGCCGGAAACUGAGGGAGUUUCCCCGGGGAGCGGCCAACCACGACCUGACGGACACCACCCGGGCGGACCUGUCACGAAAUCGUCUUUCAGAAAUUCCUGUAGAAGCAUGUCACUUUGUUUCUCUUGAAAAUCUCAACUUGUACCAAAAUUGUAUUCGGUAUAUUCCAGAGGCAAUUCUAAACCUACAAGCUUUAACAUUCUUAAAUAUUAGUCGGAACCAACUGUCAACUUUGCCGGUACACCUGUGUAAUUUACCAUUGAAAGUCUUAAUUGCUAGCAAUAACAAAUUGGUGUCACUUCCAGAAGAAAUUGGACACCUCAGACAUUUGAUGGAACUUGAUGUGAGCUGCAAUGAAAUUCAAACUAUCCCUUCCCAAAUUGGUAACCUGGAGGCCUUGAGAGACCUUAAUGUAAGAAGAAAUCACUUAGUACAUUUACCUGAAGAGCUGGCAGAGUUGCCUUUGAUACGGUUAGACUUCUCAUGCAAUAAAAUUACCGUAAUUCCUGUUUGUUAUCGGAACCUCAGGCACCUACAGGUGAUCACCCUGGAUAACAAUCCACUACAGUCGCCUCCUGCACAGAUAUGUAUAAAAGGCAAAAUCCACAUAUUUAAAUACCUGAACAUACAGGCUUGUAAGAUUGCUCCAGAUCUGCCAGAUUAUGAUAGGAGACCAUUGGGUUUUGGCUCCUGCCAUGAAGAACUGUACUCAAGUCGCCCUUAUGGAGCCCUUGAUUCAGGCUUCAAUAGUGUGGACAGUGGUGAUAAGAGAUGGUCAGGGAAUGAACCUACAGAUGAAUUUUCAGAUCUGCCUCUUCGCGUAGCAGAGAUUACUAAAGAACAGAGAUUACGAAGAGAAAGCCAGUACCAAGAGGACGGGGGCAGUUUAGUAGUAACAAACGGGGGAGUGGAACAUGAUCUGGAUCAGAUAGACUACAUAGACAGUUGUACCGCAGAGGAAGAAGAGGACGAGGUGAGACAGCCCAAGGUACUGGACGCAGACAGCCUUAGUUCACAGUUCAUGGCGUAUAUUGAACAGCGGCGGAUCUCUCAUGAGGGUUCACCAAUAAAGCCAGUAGCCAUUAGGGAAUUUCAAAAAACAGAAGAUAUGAGAAGAUAUUUACAUCAAAACAGGUUUGAAAAACCAAUUCUGCCUAAAUUGUUUCUAAAUGUGCCACCACGCCAUAUACAGCAAAAAGCAUCACAAAGUCCACAAAAACAGCAACCCCUCUUAGAUAAUGAGUGCUCCUUCCCAUCCAGAAGGUCUCAGCACACUGAUGAUAGUGCCUUGUUAGUGCCGCUGUCAGGGUUGAAUCACGUGGGCUGUGCUGCUACCCUGCCUCAUUCUUCUGCCUUCACACCUCUUAAGGUUGAUGACAGACCUAAUGCUCUAGUAAGUUCAUCUACAACAGAAAAAGUUCAUCAUUCCCCUGCGUAUUCUUUUCCUGCUGCUAUCCAGAGAAAUCAGCCUCAGCGCCCUGAAAGCUUCCUUUUCCGAGCAGGUGUCAGGGCAGAAACAAACAAAGGUCAUGCUUCACCCCUUCCUCCAUCUGCCGUACCUGCCACUGAGUCUAUAGAUUCCAUAACAAGACAGAAUUCAAGACAGAGAGAAGAAGAGCUGGAAUUGAUAGAUCAGUUGCGUAAACAUAUUGAGUACCGGUUGAAAGUAUCUCUGCCUUGUGAUCUCGGAGCAGCUCUAACUGAUGGCGUUGUUCUUUGCCACUUGGCAAAUCAUGUGCGACCUCGAUCUGUCCCAAGCAUUCAUGUUCCUUCACCAGCUGUACCUAAAUUAACAAUGGCGAAAUGCAGGCGAAAUGUGGAGAAUUUCCUAGAAGCUUGUAGAAAAAUUGGUGUACCUCAGGAGCAAUUAUGUUUGCCUCUCCACAUUUUAGAAGAGAAAGGUUUGAGCCAGGUUGCAGCAACGGUCCAGGCUCUCCUGGAACUUGCGCCACCCAAGCAGCAGCAGCACCAGUUAUCUGCUGUUUAAGGAUUCGCAGGACCUUGGGCACUGGCCUGGCCAAAAGAAGGAACAGAACAACGUGGUUGCUGCUGCCAGCUGUCUGCUUAAACAGAGCUCUUAUGUGUUCUCGGAAGGGACUGUUUCCAUGAUUCCUAACAGGAAUAUUUUGCUUCAUUUCUCCAUUUUAGGGGAGGUUAUAUCCAUUUCCAUUGAAUUUUUUACAAAGACACCGUUGGCUUUGUAAAUGAAACUUAUCUCAUUACUGAAAACCCAACACCUAACCUGACUGUGCUUUCUGAGAGAGCAGGCUUAUUUCACAUACCAGAAAGCACGUUGUCUGAGUUAGGCACAAGCGUGCUCUGCUGUUGUUUUUACCUGCUCUCAAGACAGCUAGUCUACUGGUUUCUAAACUCCGUUGUUCAUUAGAAUCUCCUCGAGUAUUUGUUACAUUCAGUAGGUCUGGGGUAAGCCCUAGGAAUCUGCAUUUUCAAUAACCGCUGUACUUUUUUUUUUUUGAGAAGCAGUCCUGCUCUUGUCACCCAGGCUCACUGCAACCUCUGCCU